Penicillium antarcticum is the source of this 942-nucleotide messenger RNA. RefSeq names its product putative glycerol dehydrogenase. The transcript has 3 exons. Gene Ontology annotation, molecular function: aldose reductase (NADPH) activity. The coding region runs from base 1 to 942 and encodes 313 amino acids. NCBI's taxonomy places the organism in Eukaryota, Fungi, Ascomycota, Eurotiomycetes, Eurotiales, Aspergillaceae. The record is from RefSeq and is a predicted model, not a curated record. Gene Ontology annotation, cellular component: cytosol.
AUGGCUGCCUGCGAUACUCGUUUCAAGCUCAACACCGGCGCUGAGAUCCCUGCUCUCGGCCUGGGAACAUGGCAGUCCCAGCCCGGCGAAGUCGCGCGUGCCGUGGCUCACGCUAUCAAGGUUGGAUAUCGUCACAUUGACGCUGCUCUCUGUUACGGUAACGAAAACGAGGUCGGUCAGGGUAUCAAGGAGGCCAUCGACUCCGGUAUCGUCAAGCGCGAGGACCUGUUCGUCACCACCAAGUUGUGGUGCUCGUUUCACGCCCGCGUCGAGGAGGGUCUGCAGCAGAGUCUGUCUGAUCUCGGACUCGACUACGUUGACCUCUACCUGAUGCACUGGCCCCUGGCCAUGAACCCCAAGGGCAACCACAACAUCUUCCCCAAGCUUCCCGAUGGAUCGCGGGACAUUGACCACUCCCACUCGCACGUCACCACGUGGAAGAGCAUGGAGAAGCUCAUUGGCACCAGCAAGGUCAAGGCCAUUGGUGUCUCCAACUACAGUGUCCAGUACCUGGAGGAGCUCCUCCCCCAGGCCACCAUUGUCCCCGCUGCCAACCAGAUCGAGAACCACCCCUCGCUGCCUCAGCAAGAGAUUGUCGACUUCUGCAAACAGAAGGGGAUCCAUAUCACUGCUUACAGCCCUCUUGGCAGCACUGGCAGCCCCCUCUUCACUGCCGAGCCCAUCGUCGCGGUCGCCAACAAGCGUGGUGUUACCCCCGCUACUGUUCUGCUCAGCUGGCACAUCGCUCGUGGCUCCUCCGUCCUGGCCAAGUCUGUCACCCCAGCCCGCAUCGAAGCCAACCGCGCCGACCUGAUCAAACUCGACGCCGAGGAUCUGGCUACCAUCCAGAAGUACAUCGAGCAGCUCAAGGCCGAGAACAAGUUUCAGCGCUUUGUAUUCCCUCCCUUCGGUGUUAACUUUGGUUUCCCCGAUAAGCAGUAA